Molecule: messenger RNA, 4199 nt
Organism: Spirometra erinaceieuropaei
Lineage: Eukaryota; Metazoa; Platyhelminthes; Cestoda; Diphyllobothriidea; Diphyllobothriidae
Source: the annotation of a GenBank genome assembly
AUGUCAGUACAUGCCACACCAAGCCCUUCUGAAGACCCGGAGACCGAGGACCUUGGCGGAACCAGAGAAGUUGUCCGCAAAGUGCCAGAGACUGUGCAGGAGGUUGAUUGGAUAUUCGACCGCACCGCAAAGAACUGGCGGAUCGUCUCACCGGAUGGAAGAACAGUGGCUCCAAACACCAGGUUAGAGGUGGAGCAACCAAUGUCUGGUGUUAUAUACGAGGAGAUGCCCAACGAAACCAGGGGGAGUCUGUAUGUCCAAUUUUCCGAAACCUCGGCGACGCGUACGAAGGCCUGUAGUGGCCCUACUUCAGGCGUCUUUUGCAACGUUGCCCUUUUCGCGAGUACUUGCAUGUCAUCAUCAGUGGCAGUUAAGUUCUCGCUAAUAACGGCUAUCCGAAGCAGCCACUUAACUUCAAAGCCGACUCAGACGUGCUCUCGCUUAAGACGGUGUAAAACAUUCCCCACUGAUACUCGGGAUGUAACUCUCAUGGCGUAGGGCGCGUUUUCUUGUCCUUCAGCCAGCUUAUUCCAGCCGGUUUUCUAAGCUUUCCACAUAGAAUGCAGCAUCCUCUCAACUGGCCUCCAACACCUUUCCUUUCGGGACCGAAUCUGAAGGCCGUAUGGGCUAGGGCCUCCAUACAGCUUUAGCAGCCACUAUAACUCCUCAGCUGGUGGUGAAACGGUUCGAUCCUCCCAUCGGCGGCUGGGCAGUUGGCUGCUGUCCAAGUGUGCGUACAGCCUAAAGAUGAGAGGAGAGACUAGGACGGGUAGGACUCGAAUUAAGCACCGUAGUCUGUUAUGGUGGCCGACAAAUGCUUUGACGACCGCUGUCGCCUCGACAUCCGGUAAAGGAAUGACUUCCGGCCACCAAUUGAAUUGAUCCACAUAGAUGACGUCGGAACAUCUAUUGGACAGAGGUAAAAAGCCUCUGUUGUCUAGGUGGACAUGGUUAAACCUUGCACCGCCACCAGGGAAAGUGUCGAGUGGAGCCUUGUGUUGCUGGGCCCUGCACCGCUUAUAGCCUGCGCCUUCAGGCCCUUGUGUAUUCCUGGCCAGAUGGGAACAUCCGGGACCAGCUUGUCGGUAGCCGGACUCCUAGGGUAAGAGAAGCUGUGUAGGGAGAAGAUCGUGUGACAGAGGGAUAGCGGCACAAAUGAACGGUGGGAGGCGGUGGAGAUAUCACAGACAGUAGUGCCGCCGUCAGUAGUCAGAGGCAGGUCCUGCAGUUUGAAUCCGGAAGCAUCCUUGUCAGAGGGGGAACCAACACGGCGUUGUUUGGGAGCCAUCACGAUGAGUCCGAUCUCGGAAGCGAGUUGGAGGACCUGGACGGCGCGUAAGCCAUUUCAUUCCGUAAUCCGUCGAUAUGGCGGUCAAAGGUGAACUGGGGGAGAUAGCCAGACAGGAGGUGCUGCCGGGGUUUGAGUUUGUCCGAGCGAGACUGGAGAUUGAAGGAAAGGUGCUCGUUAUCCAUGAAGGUGGCGACGCUUUUAUUCUCAGGAAAGUGCCAGAAGUGAUUCAAGGCUAGGCAAGCAGUCGGAAACGCCCGUGCAAAUGUGUUAGAGCACGAUUUGGCAGGUGAUAGCUUCUGGUAAAAGAAAGCUUGGGGUUGGCUUGGACCUGCGGAACGUUGGAGGAAGAACCGCCGGUUGAAGUUAACUUGAAACCUUUACGAUGAACGCUUGGAAGUAGGGGCGAUAACACACGGAUGGCUGAGACCCUAGAAGGGAGAGGAUAUAAACCAGAAGAGUCGACAAGGUGGCCGAUAAAUUUGAGGGGAGGAGCACCCAACAUACGUUUGAACGGGUCAAGAACAACGCCAAAGUUAUGACGAUGGCCAGACAUGAUUGCAAGAUGGUCCAUGUGUUGUUCAGCAGCAAUGCUGGCCCUCAAGAGUUCGUCGGCAUGGACGUAGUGGAAGGACAGACCACGCGGUACUUUGUUUACAAAGCUCUGGAAUUUUUGGGAAGCGUUGAGGAUUCCAAACGAAAGAGAGUGGUGACAACGGUCUCCAAAACGUCCUACUGGGCUAUUAUGAUUUGGCGAACGAUCCGGUUGAGGUCAGCCUUGGAGGAGAUAGACAUGUCGGUCAGGACAUCCGUGAUGACCUGACGAUGCGGGACGGGACAGCUAUCGGGGGUGUUUAUGCUCUUCAACGCAAGUAACCACUGGUAGUCUCGGGAACCAUGUAUAUGGACGAAGUUAAGGGCUCUCCGACUGUCGGGUGUCUAUCUUUUGCAAGUGUCCGAGCUCGGCCUUGGUAACAGCCAAACGUCAAGAGUCAGACGCGGGGUCAAGAAAACACUGGAGGGUCGGUGGGACAAAUUUGACUAACUAUAUCUUGCGGCUGAGUAGGGGUGUUGAAAUUCGGACGGUGCGUUCGGGGUAGUUGGCGAGGCGUUGCUGAAAUGGACUUACCGAGUCGGGGGCCAGAAUGUCAGGAUGGCGGAACGCCUCAGAUAAAGGGAUACUUCGGACGGUGAAGACAGGGAUGCCGACAGUCGACCAGACGACCGGGGGUGUAUGAACUUCUGAACCAAAAACCUACAGCAUACGUCUAUAACGUCAAAGACCUAGGGGAAAGGGCGCCAGGGGAGAAGCAGGAACCAAUGGAAGUGUCUUGGGGUAUUAACUGCUUUUGGGAAGCGGCCGAAGCUGGGACAAUGACAACUGGCUGUUGCUGGGGGAAGAUGACGAUCUGCGUACCACUGUCGAUCAAGAAACCUCUGCUAAUCCGGUGGUUGAAGAUGUAAACAGAGCUACCGGGGCUGCGGUUAUCCGAGCGCAUGACUGCAUCGUCCCCUGGGCGGACUCCUUUCAUUUGCUGGAGCCGUUGGGGGUUGAAAGGGUAGGUGGGAUGCAAUGACGGGUCCUAACACCAAACGUGGUAUGAUACCAGAAGGUGAUGACUGUGAUGGGGUGGGAUGAACUAUGCUAGUCCUGUUGCGUAAACAGCCUUUGUAAGCAGCAGGAUGGAGAACGGACUGUCUGAUGUCAAAGAGAUGCUAAAUCUUGGGUUGCUAUCUUCGACUUCAACUUCGCGGAAAGCUGAGGAAGUUCGAGAUGGAACAAGUGGGAGCUGGAGCUCUCCAUUAACUGGUCGGUCAUCCGAGUGAGUUGGGCAACCGAGAGAGAGAGAGAGAGAGAGAGAGAGAGAGAGACGGACAGACAGACAGACAGACAGACAGAAGCGGAUGGCCGUCCAUUGUCAUAACCUGACGACGUCAAAAUUAGAAAUAAGAGCGACCGGUGUUGGUAACAGGCCACCGAUUUUCGAAAUGUGAAAUCGACAACGAGAAGCUUCCCGAAUUAGAAGUCAGGAAGACAGAGUCGACGGAAUAGUCUGUGCCAAGGUGCCAGGCUAACUUUCCCUUAACUCUCUGGUCAAUUUUCUUUAGCAGCCUGUUUAUUUUGAUGAACAGGCACAACCCUGUAGUAGCUUCCUGCGCAGCGCGGGCGUUGGAUGAUCGGGUCCUUUGAUAUUCGAUCAUUAACUCUUACGACAAUUCUGAAUCUUCUUGUCAUUAAUAGUCAGGGGUUGGCGAUAGCGUCUUUCGCGUUCCCAUUAGCGGUGAGCUUUCGACUUCCAUGCUUAUGCCUUUGAUCUUUUGACUGACAUUUGUCUCUUGUAUCCAGUCCUCUAUCUCUAAUUCUUCCUCAAACGGAUUCAAAAGAUGCAACUCUCUCUUUCACUGGAGUUGUCUUGUCCAUUCCAGACUCCUGGCUGCAUGCGUCAGGACUUUAUCUUUCCUUACUGAGGCUGCUUUUUACUCUUCAAUGGUAACAGGAGGGACAGACAAGUAUUACAAGAUGGUUGGCAGCCUUCCUCCCAUCAACCUUUUCCGAGUUCAAACAUUUUUACGCAACCCUCAGGGGCAGUAGUGAAGCCUCAGAAGGCAAUGCAGGGUUGUAUCCUCGUCCUACCCCAUUUAAUUUCAUGUUCACCGCCAUGCCGAUGGACGCCUACCAAUAGGAGAGGUCAGGAUAAAGCAUUUCUAAUCAAUCCCAUGCUCAGCUAAUCAACAUCCCACGUAUGUGUGCAUCUUCAAGAGUCUCCAGGCCAGUGCCUGCGACCACGUGGGUGACCGUGCGGUAAACGCCAGAAUGGAAGAGGAUAUGCAGCAGAACGUGGAUCUCUACGUCUCCGACUGCCCCACUUUCGGCACGACCCCUAGCACGGAGAAGGAAGUGGUCAGGUAG